Molecule: messenger RNA, 1196 nt
Organism: Diprion similis
Lineage: Eukaryota; Metazoa; Arthropoda; Insecta; Hymenoptera; Diprionidae
Exons: 5
Coding region: 342-1130 (262 amino acids)
Source: RefSeq, a predicted model, not a curated record
ACCCCGAAGAAGUCCACGCGGAUGAUAAAUCGCGGUGUUUUAAUAAUCGAUGAAAAAAGAAGAGGAAUUCAAAAUUAGCGUAUAUUGAAAAGACUCAAUACCAUUUACUAGAUACUAACUAUAAUGUUUCUCUGAGGACAAAAGCACCGAAUCGACCAAGUUUCAGAUUGAGAUCUCAAAUAUUUAUGUAAGAGCAUCGGGAGCAGCUGACACGUCUCCAACAAAAAUUAUCAACGGGGAGAAAUGACAGGUGAACUAGAAGUGAAAAGUUAAAAUUGAGUAAUAAUACCUUGCAAAAACAUACGUCGCGGACGCCGAGGGAACUCGUGCUAUUCGCGAAGAUGGAUCACUGGAAAAUGUUCGCUUUCUUUUUCGUCGGAAGUUUUUUUAAAGAUAUCCGAGCGAUCAACAUCAAGGACGUGAGAAUACCGAAGGUGGUCAAAGAGGGAACGGAGGAGCCGAUUAUUCUGGACUGCAACUACGAUAUGGGAACAUCAUCCAACACUGGUCUCACGAUAAAGUGGUACAUCGGACCAGAGCUGCUGUACCAAUGGGUUCAGGGAAGUCCACCACGUGCCUCCGACGAGUUUCACAAGUACGUCGACGUGUCCUACAAGGCCAGCAACAACUCCAACACCAUGUACAGGGCCGUGAAGCUGGUCAGACCCGGGCUCGAGCUUUCCGGGAACUACAGGUGCGUCGUCUUCACUCACGACGACGAGGUCGAGGCGGAAGAGAGGAUGGUGGUGUACUCGCCUGAAAAUUACUUCACCGUACAUCAGGAUCACAAAAGUACGGGUGCAUCGAAAUCUGAGCUUAUCGUCACCUGUCUGGCCAAGGGCUUGUCUCCCCUGCCAACGAUAACGCUACGACAGGACAAAGAAGAAAUCUUCCAACAGACAGCCAUCGUUCCUCGUCCUGACGGACGGUAUGAAGUCAAAUCAAUCGCCAUCAUGGAUGCGAAGAGGCUUCGACCUCCUGUGACGUUCAAGUGCGAGGUUCACAUCGAAGACGCCAACUACACGAACUUCAAGGAGGUCGUCUACAGCGGAUCUGACGCUCCGCUACCUCGAACCUUCGUCCUUGCAGUCAUCUUCGUUGUAUCGAUUUUCAUCGCUGGUAAUCAAUAGUGAUCUGUUCGUAUGAGUGGUCCUUACAAAGUGAAUGAGUGGUAAAGACGCGUAUUUUCGUGGGAC